AUGGCUGAUAGAUCGAUAAAACGGCCAGUUGGGGUGGUUGAUGAUGUUCUCGUUCGAACUGGGGAAUUCCUUCUUCCGAUAGAUUUCGUGAUUCUUGACUGUGAUGUUGAUCAAGAAAUUCCUAUUAUUCUAGGGAGACCUUUCCUUGGUACAGUGAGGGCUCUUAUGGAUUCAGAAAAGAAUGAGAUCAAAUUCCGGGUUAAUGAUGAGGAGUUCAAGAUGGAAGAAGAAUGCUUGGGUGAAGCAUUAUCAGCCAUCUUGAUAAAUUUCAAUGCAAAAGAGAUGGAGAGAUAUAUUGGGACGAAGGGCCAGACUCAAAGACUCCUCGCAGUCUUGAGGAAACAUUUGAGGGCCUUGGGUUGGACUAUUGCAGACAUCCGGGGGAUUCCCUAUGAAAUUUGUGAGCACCGGAUUCAAUUGGAAGAGAAAAGUUCACCAAGUGUUGAGCAUCAGAGAAGAUUGAAUCCACCGAUGAAAGAGGUGGUAAACAAAGAGAUUAUUAAGUGGCUAGAUGCUGGGGUGGUUUACCCGAUUGCCAAUAGUCCAUGGGACCAUUUCCCUAUGCCUUUUAUUGAUCAAAUGCUUGAUCGGCUAGCCGGAAGGUCUUAUUAUUGUUUCUUGGGAUACAAUCAAAUCGACAUUGCAUUGGAAGACCAAGAAAAGACUACUUUCACUUGUCCCUAUAGGACAUUCGCUUUCAGCCGAAUACCAUUUGGUCUUUGCAAUGCCCUAGCUACCUUCCAGCGAUGUAUGAUGUCCAUAUUCUCUAAUAUGGUUGAAAACUUUCUUGAAGUCUUUAUGGAUGAUUUCUCUGUUGUGGGAGAUUCAUUCAAUGAAUGUUUAGACCAUCUUGAUUGGGUGCUACAAAGGUGUAAGGAGACAAACCUAGUUCUUAACUGGGAAAAGUGUCAUUUUAUGGUAAAGGAAGAAAUUGUCCUUGGCCAUAAGAUUUUCGAGAAAGGGAUUGAAGUCGACCAAGCCAAGAUCGAUGUGAUUUCAAAACUCCCCUCCCAUCUCGCUAAAGGGGUUCGAGUUUCGGGCAGGCCGGAUUUUAUAGAAGAUUCAUCAAAGUCUUCUCAAAGAUUGCGAAUCUAA
This is a messenger RNA of Lycium ferocissimum, 1095 nucleotides long. RefSeq lists its product as uncharacterized. NCBI's taxonomy places the organism in Eukaryota, Viridiplantae, Streptophyta, Magnoliopsida, Solanales, Solanaceae. The transcript has 4 exons. Bases 1 to 1095 code for a protein of 364 amino acids. The record is from RefSeq and is a predicted model, not a curated record.